UCCAAUUUGUUACAAUUUACAUGGUUCAGCGGGAAUCACGACAAUGAAGACUAAGAGAGGGGAUAUUAAGUGAAGGUAUAAGUCCGAGCUCAACGUUAGCAAACAUCAGUUCAACUGGAUUGCUUGUGUAGGAUACGAAUUAUCAAAAUGUUAUUGACUUCGUGUCCCGUUUUAUUGUUAGCCUUGAUUAUAACACCAUUCUGCUUUGGUGAACAAAAUGAAGCAGCGGCCGACGAUCUUUUAGCACGCGCCAAGGCUCUUUUGAGUAGAAUUAACAUUGAAUAUGGACAGUGGAAUUAUAAAUUAUCAAUAGCAAGUUGGAAUUAUGCUUCGAAUCUUACUGAUGCAAACCUCGCAGUUCAGCUGAACGUGUCUGCUCAAACAGCAGAUUACAUUCGAUCAAUGUACAAGGAAGUUAUUGCAUUUCCUUGGCAGAGCAUCAAUGAUUAUGAUAUUCAGAGACAAUUUAAAAAGUUAUCUACCCCCGGAUCUGCUGCUUUAUCGCCAGAAAAAUAUACCGAAUAUGAUGAAGUAGUGAGUAGAAUGCAAAGUACUUACUCAACUGCUAAAGUCUGCAACUACACCGAAAAAAAUAAAAACAACUGCAGUCUUUCUCUUGAACCUGAACUCACUGAAAUUAUGAUCAAUAGCAGAAAUCCCGAUGAACUGAAAUACAUCUGGAAAUCUUGGAGAGAUGUAUCUGGAAAAAAAGUAAAAAAAGACUUUAUAAAAUAUGUCGAGUUAAGUAAUGAAAUUGCUAAAUUGAAUAACUACAGUGACAUGGCUGCUUUUUGGAUGAAAGAUUACGAAGCCGAUGAUUUUACUGAUCAAAUAGAAUCUCUAUGGCAACAAAUUAAGCCAUUAUACCUUCAAAUUCAUUCUUAUGUCCGUCAUCAACUCCGUCUUAAAUAUGGAGAAGAAGUAGUUUCCAAAGAUGGACCUAUUCCUGCUCAUUUACUUGGUAACAUGUGGGCACAAACUUGGAGUAAUAUUGCAGAAUUCACUACUCCAUAUCCUGAUACCAAAUUACCUGAUGUCACAGAUGCGAUGGUUGAACAAGGAUACAAUGCAACAAAAAUUUUCCGAGUUGCUGAAGAUUUCUUCACCUCUCUUGACUUGAGUCCAAUGCCCGAUACUUUCUGGGCAAAUUCAAUCCUUGAGAAGCCCAAGGAUGUAGAAUUAGUAUGCCAUGCAAGUGCUUGGGACUUCUAUGAUGGCAAAGAUUUUAGAAUAAAGCAAUGUACACGUAUUAACAUGGAAGAUCUCUUGACUGCUCACCAUGAAAUGGGUCAUAUUCAAUAUUUUCUUCAAUAUAAAAACCAGCCAACCGUUUACAAAGAAGGUGCUAAUCCUGGAUUCCAUGAAGCCGUUGGAGAUACAAUUGCGUUGAGUGCAUCAACACCUGAGCAUCUUCAUGAAAUUAAUUUACUUGACAGUCCUUCUACUAGUGAUGAAGCUAUUCUUAAUCAUUUAUAUUUCAAAGGUCUUGAUAAAAUAGUAUUUUUGCCAUUCGCCUACAUGAUGGAUAAAUGGCGAUGGGGAGUUUUCCAAGGAGAAAUCCGUCCUGAUUCAUACAACUGUUAUUGGUGGGCUCUUGCUGAAGAAUUCCAAGGGAUUGUUCCUCCAGUACCACGUUCUGAAGAUGAUUUUGAUCCUGGCGCGAAAUAUCAUAUUAUCGCCAAUGUUGAAUACAUUAGAUACUUCGUUAGCUUCAUUGUUCAAUUUCAAUUCCAUAAAUCUCUUUGUAUAGAAGCUGAAGAGUAUAAUCCAGACCAUCCAGAUUUAAAACCUUUAAGUCAGUGUAACAUUUAUAAUAACAAGAAAGCAGGAAAAUUGUUCCAAGCGAUGUUGGAGCUUGGAUCGUCUAAACCUUGGCAAGAUGCGAUGGAAAAAAUUACUGGCCAAAGAAAAAUGGAUGCAAGUGGUCUUAUGGAAUAUUUCAAGCCUCUUAUUGAUUGGCUUCAAAAAGAAAAUGCUAAAAAUAAUGAAUUCAUUGGAUGGAAAAGCAGUAACAAAAGCUGCACAGGAAAACACUAAAACAAUAAGCAAUUUUUUUGAUAUAGUAUCAGAAAAUUGAAAAUAAAUUUUACAACAAAACAAACCAUUGACAAAUAUACAAAUAAAUUAUAAUUGAAAAUUAGUUUUUAUAAA
Messenger RNA from Chelonus insularis, 2151 nucleotides. Its product is annotated as angiotensin-converting enzyme-like. Gene Ontology annotation, molecular function: peptidyl-dipeptidase activity; metallopeptidase activity. The coding region runs from base 148 to 2037 and encodes 629 amino acids. Gene Ontology annotation, cellular component: plasma membrane. Gene Ontology annotation, biological process: proteolysis. The transcript has 7 exons. NCBI's taxonomy places the organism in Eukaryota, Metazoa, Arthropoda, Insecta, Hymenoptera, Braconidae. The record is from RefSeq and is a predicted model, not a curated record.